Messenger RNA from Telopea speciosissima, 2328 nucleotides. Its product is annotated as APO protein 3, mitochondrial-like. Lineage: Eukaryota; Viridiplantae; Streptophyta; Magnoliopsida; Proteales; Proteaceae. The transcript is spliced from 3 exons. Bases 605 to 1822 code for a protein of 405 amino acids. The record is from RefSeq and is a predicted model, not a curated record. Gene Ontology annotation, molecular function: RNA binding.
CGAAUAGCUUGCCAUGAGCAAGUUGCAGAAGCUCCGGGUCUUCCGUUCAUUGGAAGAGAUGAUAGGUAGAGACCAUAAGGGUAAGAACAUCUUCUUUAAAAAUUGAAUCACGUUACUCUCAGCAACAACAAUCCUAGAAACCGCCGGAACAGAAGACAGCCGAGACUAGAAACCAUCGGCGUUAAGGCUUACAGCUGAAGUAGUCCUACUGUGGAAGUAGUCGGAACAAGCAACCUAGAUGCAAAUUGUAGACUAUGGGAUGUUUUGAAUCAUCAAGUUGUUUUUAACUAAUUAAGCAGGUCAAGUUGGUUUAACACUCCUUCAUACAUCCUACUCAUGCUCCUGCCUAGCUAUUAAUAGGAAGUUCUAUUUGUUGGACAAAAACUGAUCAGCUUCACUGGUAACAUUAAAACUUUCCAGGGCUCAGUUGUAAACGGUCAAGGUAUUAUCCAAUUGAUGGUUUGACCAGUUUAUCCUUCCAUUUGGUCCAAAUCUUUUAUUGACAUUGAUAGAGGACCAAUUUGGGCUUUUAUUAAUUUUGGAAGCUAGGGAUUAAAUUUUGAAAGAGAAUUAAAAAUAAAGAAGGGUGGUUUGGGCCUAAGAGAUGUAUAAAAGGGUGUCAUGGGAGAUUUUCCAUCCGAAGAAACUAGAUUGCCAGUUAAUCCCUAAUUUGAUGUAUGCCACCGGAAGAACCCACAGCCUUGGAGGAGGAGGAGAAGAUCCACUGUACGUUGACAUACCAAAGCCUUGCAGGAGAAAAUCAGAGAGGAAACCCUAUCCGACACCCAUGAAAGUACUAAUUCGAAGGGCAAAGGCAGAGAGAGAAGCAAGAAAGGCAGAACCCUGCAGGAUGCUUGAAGAAGCACCUGAAAAUGGCUUACUUGUUCCUGAACUAGUUGAGGUGGCUCAUCAAGUGUAUCAAGCGAGAGGAAAACUCCUUCAAGGACUCUCAAAGCUCUUGGAUGUUGUUCCUAUCAAGCGUUGCAGGUUCUGCUCUGAAGUUCACAUUGGUCAUGUAGGCCAUGAAAUUCGCACCUGCACUGGUCCUAAAAGUGGUUUACGGAGUGCCACACAUGUUUGGAGAAGAGGAGAGAUUGAAGAUGUGGUGUAUUUCCCCAACUGUUUCCACCUACAUGAUCGUGUUGGGAAACCAAGAGUUGGGCAUGAUGAGAGGUCUAGAGUUCAGAGGCUCCCUGCAAUUGUGGAGCUUUGCAUACAAGCUGGUGUAGACCUCAAAGACUAUCCCACCAGGAGAAGAACCAAGCCUGUUUAUUGGAUGGAUGGAAGGAUUGUGGAUUUCGAGUCAGAAGAAGAAGAAGAAGAUGAUGAUGAUGAACUGAAUGAAGGGGAUUCAAGGUCAGAAGAACCUAAUCUGCAAGCCCAAUUAUCAGAUGACAUGGGAGAGAACUUGAUUGAAUUGAGCUUUAACACACUGGAGUCGUGGUUUGUAAUAAUUUCAGGAGCUAAGGAGAUCAUGAAGAAGUACAAUGUGCUAACUUGUGGGUAUUGUCCUGAGGUUCAGGUGGGGCCUAAGGGACACAAGGUCAGACUGUGCAGAGCAUCCAAACACCAAUCCCGCAAUGGUAUGCAUGCAUGGCAAGAAGCAACCAUAGAUGAUCUGAUUGGGCCUAACUAUGUGUGGCAUGCAUGGGAUCCUCGUGGGCCCCCUUUGGUGAAUGACCUCAAGAGGUACUAUGGCAAGGCUCCUGCUGUGGUGGAACUCUGUGUGCAGGCAGGUGCACCAGUUCCAGAUGAGUAUAGGAGUAUGAUGAGAUUGGAUGUUGUUCCUCCAGAUCGUGACGAAGUUGAUCUUGUUGCAUGAUUUCAUUAUCAGGGGUCAGUGUAAAAAAGCUCCAUAUUUUGUAGCUUUGGGAAUACCAUCUUUACUGUUGGAGGGCUGGAGAUAAUGUCCAUGUCACCUGCUGAAGAUAUUUAAGUGUUAAUCUGUGAAACACCUAUGUUUCCUGCAUGCUAUCUUCACCCAAUAUUAUGAAAUUAAAAUUAGUGCCAUUACACUGUUCCAUCAGCCAGUGCUAAUUGAUCCACCGAUAACACCAAUUACGUGGGUUGGUAUCCAUGCUGCAACAGUAUAUAUGGGAGAGGUCAUGUUCGCCUCUUUGGGUGUGCAUCUAAUGGUACUGCACUGGAAGAGACUAUUUCAAAUCCUUUGUUUGCCUUAUCAAGUUGAGAUGGAGAGCCACUGCCCCAGUCGUAUAUUCUUAAUAUGGUUCCUGAGCUGGUACAAGCAUUUGUGGUUGUCAUUCAGUGUUGGAAGGUACAUUGUAUAAACUAGCUUCAAAUGUCAUGAAAAUAUUACAAAGUUUACAA